Messenger RNA from Nicotiana attenuata, 1956 nucleotides. RefSeq lists its product as uncharacterized. The record is from RefSeq and is a predicted model, not a curated record. The coding region runs from base 1 to 1956 and encodes 651 amino acids. The transcript is spliced from 5 exons. Lineage: Eukaryota; Viridiplantae; Streptophyta; Magnoliopsida; Solanales; Solanaceae.
AUGGUUGAAGAGGUGCUUCAAACACAUGUCAACAGAGAAACUCAAGAUGACAAUCAAAACAAAUGCCAACAGAUAAUGGAAAUAGAUAUGGAUGAAGCUCAACCAAUAACUGAAAAGGUGCUUCAAACAUUUGAUUCUACUCAAGUAGAAGGACAAAGCAUUAUAGAGAUUGACAACGAACAAGCUUUGGGUAUUCAAGUCUUAGAGAGUGCACCGGUAAUCGAAGAAGUUACUGAAAAAACCUCUACUCAACUAACUAGACGAAGAUCAAUUUUGAAACAAAAAGAAUCCCCAACUACGAUAUUAAGAGAAAAUGCUUCGUUGGAAGAAAUAAAAAUCGGAUCAGUAUUUGACAAGAAGAAGAGUAUAAUUAACUGUUUUUCCAAUAUAGCAAUUACAGGACAUUUUGAAUUCAAGGUUGUUAGAUCAAGCUCAACAAGAUAUUCGUUGAAAUGCAAUGAUGAUAGGUGUUGUUGGUGUGUGCAUGCUUUCAGAAUUAAAGAUUCAACACUGUUCAAGAUAGUAAAGAUAGAGAAAAAGCAUGACUGCUCUGUUAACACAAUGAAAGUAGAUCAAAGGCAUGCUACUUCAAAGUUGAUUAGUGCUUACAUUAUCGACAAUCUUCGGGACCCAAGGUUUGAAGUUACACCAUCUUUUGUCAUGGCAGAGAUGCAAAAAUUGCAUGUACUAGACAUUGGAUAUCACAAGGCGUGGCGUGCUAUUCAACAUGCUUCGGCUUUAAUAAGAGGAACUCCCGAAGAGAAUUAUGAAUUAUUGUCUUCAUACUUGUAUAUGAUGACAAGUAAAAACCCGGGAACUUAUACUAACAAAAGGAUAGACGACAACAACAGGUUUCUUUAUAUGUUUUAUGCAUAUGGAUCAUCAAUAGCUGGUUGGAAUCAUUGUAGACCAGUGAUUGCUAUUGAUGCAACUUUUUUGAAGUCAAAAUUUCGUGGUGUUUUAAUGAUUUCAGUUUCAAAGGAUGCAAAUAACCAAAUUUUCCCACUAGCCUUUGGAAUAGCAGAAUCUGAAAAUAACAAUUCCUAUGAGUGGCACUUUAGUAAGCUUCGCAAUGUAAUUGCGAGCCGUGAGAAUUUAAUUUUUUUAUCAGACAGGCAUCAAGCUAUUGCAAAUGGCAUUGCAAAGAACCUAAAGCGAAGGAAGGUGAAAAGUGAGGUCAUAAAACUUUUCCAAAGUGCUGCAAGAGUAUACAGGCGCAAAGAAUUUGACCUAUACAUGUCAGAUAUAGCAAAAGUAGAUAAGAAGACUUAUGACUACUUGAUGGAAGAACCACCGGAAAGAUGGGCACGUUCUUGUAGUCCACGACGAAGAUAUGACAUGCUCACAACAAACAUAGUUGAGUCAAUGAAUUCUGUCCUAUUAGAAGCAAGGGAGCUGCCUAUAUUAAGAAUGAUGGAUUUCAUUCAAGUGAAGCUACAACAUUGGUUUUAUGAAAGAAGAAAUAAAGCAGAAGGAAUAUUUUAUGAUGUUUCUUGUUGGGUAGAGGAGGAAUUGAAGAAAAGAAUAGAUUUAGCAUUUACUUUGAAUGUCUUCCUUGUUGAUUCAUGGUGUUCUAGAGUUGAAGAAGAAGGAAUAACUUUCUUGGUGGACUUAAACAAAAGAACAUCUAUCGAGAAGAGAAACAUCAAGAAGUCCAACUUUUGUUUGCACUGGUACUUAAAGGAAUCUUGGCUGAAAACAUAUGAAAGACAAAUACAUCCUGUAGGAUAUACUGAUUCUUGGAUUGUACCAGAGAGUGUUAAGUCACAAAUUGUUAAACCUCCAGAUUUCAAAGUGCCACCAGGUAGAAGGCAGAAGAAAAGACAUAUUCCUGCUACCGAGUCAUCAAAAAUAACAUUCAAAUGUGGUCGUUGCAGAAGAAUUGGUCAUAAUAGAACAUCUUGUAUAUAUUCUCCGGCUCUCCAUCCAUUUUCAAGAAAGCAUAGAGAAGAGUAG